AUGGCGGACAAGGAAUAUUCAGAAGAAGAAAGAGGAGAGCGGAUUAAAGCAGUAAUUGAAAAUAUUCGUACUCGUAGUAAAAAGCUGAAGAAGAAAGCUCUGGUGCCUGCUACUAAAAAAGUCAGUGAGCCAAAAGAAAAGGAAAAAAUGGAUGCUGCAGGACAGGAAAAGAGAAAACAGAAACCUAGCGGCCGUCAUACUAUGUACAAGCUACAUAUCGGAUGGCGCCAUUACUGUCAAGGUGACUUUAGACAAAUUACAUCAAGACGAGGUGGGGGCAUUCGGAAGAUGGAAUAUAAUAUAACGGAGCCUCAGUCAGUGGAAUCAAUAAUUGAAGUCGGCAAACGUUUAUUUUUUCCGAAUGGAAGAAAUUCUUUUGGAAAUUUAAAUGAUAUGGAAGUGAAUUUAACUAAUUACAGCGGUGAGAAAAUUGAACGCUUCUGCAAUAUAGAUGAACAACCGUGUACAUUUCAAGAAUUUUUGAAGUCAACAGGAAGGUACUCGUCUCAAUUCCAUGUUUAUCUUUCGACGAAAAGCAUUACCUAUGAUAAAAUAAAGCCACUGGAAGAAACAAGUGAAACGAGUUAUCUUGCCAACAGGAAGACAAUACAAGGACUGCAUGUACAGUAUACUAAGAAUGAAACAUCAGAAUAUUCAGGAGACACCUCAAUUAUCACAUGUCAUAGCACAAAACAAUGCAGGGAAUUAUCAGGUAUUCCUGAUGACAUAGACGAUUACGACCCUCUUGAAGAUGGUUAUAAUGUAACGUAUCUGGCUGUAAAUGAUAAGGUUUACAUGGAGCGAACUUCGUCUGGCCUCAGUUUUCCACAAGACGUCGCUGGACAAGACAGUGCAUAUAUAUUUCAUGGACCUAAUGAGAUAUGUGGAAUGAAUGAAGGCAAAGUUGUUUUAGGCGUAGUAACAAACUGUUCUGAAAACGUUAAUUACACAUGGUAUAAGGAUCAAAGCAUAUAUGCAGCAGGGAUUAAUCUCAUGUUGAUACAUACAAAUGACACUGGUGUCUAUAAUGUAAAAUGCCAAGUAGGCGAAACGUUGUACACCUUUGAAGAGAGUGUUGAAAUAGCUUUGCCCGCAACUACAGAUAGAUAUGACAUGGAUAUGCGAAUCGACAGCGAGGUUACUGAAAAUCUGAACACCACACACUUUGGCAUAACUGCUGAUUUGAAAGAUUGCGUUUCUAAUACAGCAGCUACAGAUUCUAGCCUAGACAUGGUUACACAAACGUUUAUUGAAACAAGUGAUUUGGGUGAAAAUGAUGGUAAAGGUACACACAGUUUAACAACAACAACUUUUAUCUGUGACAAAGACGGCACAUGUGCAAAUGCUGUAUCAGCAGCUUGUGAAACAAGUGUAUUCUGUGAAAAAGACGGCAUAGGUGCAAACGCUGUUUCAACAUUUCUUGAAACAAGUGUAAUCCAUGAAAGAGAUGCCACAGGUGCAAACGUUGUUCUUACAUUUCCUGAAACAAGUGUAAUCCAUGAAAAAGAUGGCACAGGGGCAACUGCUAUUCCAACAAUUCCUGAAACAAUUCCUGAAACAAGUGCAAUUUACAGAAACAAGUUUUUUGGGUGA
Messenger RNA from Mya arenaria, 1593 nucleotides. RefSeq lists its product as uncharacterized. The record is from RefSeq and is a predicted model, not a curated record. Bases 1 to 1593 code for a protein of 530 amino acids. The transcript is spliced from 4 exons. Lineage: Eukaryota; Metazoa; Mollusca; Bivalvia; Myida; Myidae.